AUGGCGCCAGUGACUUUGGUGGCUUUGACUGAAGAAUGGAUAAUGAACAAAUUGGGAUUACCUCACAAACGCCUUGGAGAUGUUCGUUCACUGAGCCUUCCCGGUAACUAUAAGCAGAAAAUCGGAAGUCUGGGAAAUGGACUGGCCAAUUUUGGACGUCUGAAAUCUCUAAAUCUUGCACACAAUUCAUUAGUCUCUGUUGAGGGUGUGCAACACUUGAAACAGUUAAACAUCCUAAAUCUAUACUACAACUGCAUACCUUCCAUUAAGGAAGUGAAGGUCCUCUUUGAGUUGCCAGCUUUGAGGGACCUUGACCUCAGACUCAAUCCUAUUGCCAAGAUUGAGCCACACUACCGACCUUAUGUGGUGCAUGCCAUGGAUAACCUACGCAAAUUAGAUGGAUAUCCAGUAAAACAUUUUGAGCGCCAGGCAGCCAAGAAGCAGUUCUCACAACAAAGUAAAUCUGAAUGCCACUUCCAGAAAAGUUACUGUAAGCCCCUGGAGGAGUUGCUCGAGCUCAUGGACAAACAUUGGGUAGGAGAGAGAACUCUGCAACUUGACACCAACUUCCUGAUUCAGAUUGUCCAGAUCCUCUCGAUGAUGGAAAACCAUAUCUCUAAUCAGGAGGCCAAGGUCAUGAACUUAAAAAAGGAAGUUGGGGCGUGGUGUGUUUUUGCAGCCACACAAGAACGAGAUCACGACGCAGAUAUGAAGAAAGUCACUGCUAAUCUGGACGAGCUCAAUAUGCAAUUGCGGACUGCCUUGGAGGAGAACGUUGCCCUUCAAAGAGAGUUGCGCAUGUCACAACAGGCUCAGAGAACGGUGGAUGAGCUGAGAAUUCAAGUGGAAAAGCCGUGA
This is a messenger RNA of Nerophis lumbriciformis (worm pipefish), 858 nucleotides long. The record is from RefSeq and is a predicted model, not a curated record. NCBI's taxonomy places the organism in Eukaryota, Metazoa, Chordata, Actinopteri, Syngnathiformes, Syngnathidae.